Messenger RNA from Odontomachus brunneus, 2483 nucleotides. It is a transcript of the gene pix, whose product is annotated as ATP-binding cassette sub-family E member 1. The record is from RefSeq and is a predicted model, not a curated record. Gene Ontology annotation, biological process: translational initiation; translational termination; ribosomal subunit export from nucleus. Lineage: Eukaryota; Metazoa; Arthropoda; Insecta; Hymenoptera; Formicidae. The coding region runs from base 196 to 2022 and encodes 608 amino acids. The transcript has 9 exons. Gene Ontology annotation, molecular function: ATP binding; ATP hydrolysis activity; iron ion binding.
UGGCGCUAUUUUCUUUUACUUUUUGUCCCCCAAUUUUGCCGUCUGAUUGGCCUCCAUUUCCUUCGCCGAGUCGCUGAGAGGUGAACGCCAACAGUGAAUGCUACUCAAGAAGAAUUAGAAAGGAUUGAAUUGAACCACACGUUGUCUCACGAUUUUGAUUUUGUAAUAGUUUAAUAAAGUUAAUCCUCUAUCAUCAUGCCGCCAAAAAAGUCGAUGGAGGAAACAGAUCGCUUGACCCGUAUAGCAAUUGUAAAUUCGGAUAAAUGCAAACCUAAACGGUGUAGGCAAGAAUGCAAGAGAUCAUGUCCAGUGGUACGAAUGGGAAAACUCUGUAUAGAAGUUAACCCAAACAGUAAGAUAGCGUCCAUCUCAGAGGAGCUAUGUAUUGGAUGUGGUAUCUGUGUUAAGAAAUGUCCAUUUGAGGCAAUAUCUAUCAUUAAUCUUCCUAGCAAUUUGGAAAAGGAAACAACGCAUCGCUACUCAAAAAACUCGUUUAAACUACAUAGACUUCCAAUCCCACGUCCUGGUGAAGUUCUCGGGCUCGUGGGAACUAACGGAAUUGGUAAAUCGACUGCCCUUAAAAUUUUAGCUGGCAAGCAAAAGCCAAACUUGGGUAGAUUUUCCGAUCCGCCGGAUUGGACAGAAAUUUUGAGUCACUUCAGAGGUAGUGAGUUGCAGAAUUAUUUUACCAAGAUCUUGGAAGAUGAUCUAAAAGCACUUAUCAAGCCUCAGUAUGUCGACCAGAUUCCUAAAGCAGUAAAGGGCACUGUGCAACAACUCCUAGAUAAAAAAGAUGAAUGCAAGAAUCAAAUGAUAAUCUGUGAAAUGCUUGAUCUGUUACAUAUACGCGAUCGAGGUAUCGAAGCACUUUCUGGUGGUGAAUUACAGCGAUUUGCCUGUGCGAUGGUAUGCAUUCAAAAUGGAGAUAUUUUUAUGUUUGACGAGCCCUCCUCGUAUCUAGAUGUCAAACAGCGUCUUAAUGCUGCUGUAACUAUCAGAUCUCUUAUUCAUCCAGACAAAUUUAUAAUCGUGGUGGAACACGAUUUGUCGGUUUUGGACUAUCUGUCUGAUUUUAUUUGUUGCCUAUAUGGCGUGCCCGGAGCAUAUGGAGUCGUUACUAUGCCGUUUUCCGUAAGAGAAGGAAUAAAUAUUUUCCUCGACGGAUUCGUUCCCACGGAAAAUUUGCGUUUUCGAGAGGAAUCUCUUGUCUUUAAAGUGGCAGAGAGCGCAACCGAAGAGGAAGUUAAACGUAUGAAUCACUACGAAUAUCCCGCAAUGACGAAGACCAUGGGCUCAUUUAAGUUGUGUGUCGAGAAAGGUCAAUUUACCGACUCGGAAAUACUUGUACUGCUAGGAGAAAAUGGAACCGGUAAAACGACUUUCAUUCGAAUGUUGGCUGGUAACUUACCGCCGGAUGAUGGAUCAGAAAGUAUUCCUCAGCUUCAUAUAAGUUAUAAACCGCAGAAAAUAAGCCCCAAGUCUCAAGGUAUCGUUAGACAGUUGUUGCACGAAAAGAUCAGAGACGCAUACGUACAUCCGCAAUUCGUAACCGAUGUGAUGAAGCCUCUGAAGAUAGACGAUAUUAUGGAUCAAGAGGUACAGAAUCUCUCCGGAGGCGAGUUACAACGUGUUGCUUUAGCUCUUUGUUUGGGAAAGCCCGCUGAUGUUUAUCUGAUCGACGAACCAUCAGCAUAUUUGGAUUCUGAGCAACGUUUAGUCGCUGCGAAAGUUAUCAAAAGGUUUAUAUUGCACGCGAAGAAAACGGGAUUCGUCGUAGAGCACGAUUUUAUAAUGGCAACGUACCUAGCCGAUCGUGUGAUAGUAUUUUCCGGUACGCCGUCUCUAGCGACUACCGCGCAUAGUCCUCAGUCUUUAUUGAAUGGUAUGAAUAGAUUUUUGGAAUUAUUAGGCAUCACCUUCAGAAGAGAUCCGAAUAACUUCCGACCGAGAAUCAAUAAGAAUCAAUCGGUGAAGGAUCUGGAACAGAAGAAGGCCGGACAAUAUUUCUUCCUGGAGGAAUAAGAUGCACAAUAUUGUGCAACGUACAUAUAAUACGUUAGCGAGUUUUUGUAAAUCUUUAUACUUUUUAAAUGCCGGGAAUGGACUUUUUACGAUAUAAUAUCGUGUAUAUCGUAAGAUAUAUCAGCGCUAUCUAUUCCGUAAUUAUUUUGGAUAUUAUUCAACAAAACUUGUAAACGAUACUUCCACGGUAAAAUUAUCGUUAUUUUACUGCACGAGUGAAGCAAAUUGUGUAGCUAUGCAUACCUGCCGCAUAUUGGAACUAAUAAAUUAGGUGAAUCGUGUACAGAAGAAUCGAAAACGCACUGCAGGCAUUGGUUUCGUGCAUUUACUAGCUAUUUAUAUAAUUUGUGUAUAUUCGAUGUGUGACAUAAGAAAAUCUCAAUAUUACAAACACAUUUACAUGUACGUUCAAUGAAAUAAUAUUAAAUCGCAAAUCAUGCGCGAAUGAGUUAUUGAAUAAA